CCGGUGAGGCGGCGGUAAGAUGGCGGCGGCGGCGGAGCGCGGCGGCAGCCCCUCGCUGUCGGCGGGGGAGGAGGAGCCGCCGCUGGGGCUUGACUCGCUCGUCGAGGAGGCGGCGGCGGCGGCGCCGAGCGCCGGGUUCCGGCUGACGGCGGUGCGGCGGGAACCGGCGGUGCGGUUGCAGCACGGCGUCAGCGGGCUGGAGCCGCUGGCCUGGUCGGAGGACCACCGGGUGUCGGUGAGCACGGCCCGCAGCAUCGCCGUGCUGGAGCAACUCAGCGACGUCCACAGCGGCGGGCAGGAGAUGGUCAUCCACCGCACGGCCGUGCCCGCGCCCUCCGCCGCCUGCCUGCUCAAGGUUGGUCCAAAAAAGGAAGUAGCUGAAUGUAAAGAAAAGUUCGCAAGUUCAGUGGAUCCAACAGUUAGUCAGACUUUUAUGCUAGAUCGAGUAUUCAAUCCCGAGGGGAAGUCACUGCCACCCAUGCGAGGAUUCAAGUAUUCCAGCUGGUCACCGCUGGGCUGUGACGCCAACGGGAGAUGCCUGCUUGCAGCCUUAACCAUGGACAAUCGAUUGACCAUCCAUGCAAACCUCAACAGACUGCAGUGGGUGCAGCUGGUGGACCUGACAGAGAUCUACGGGGAGCGUUUGUACGAAGCCAGUUACAAACUUUCUAAGGCUGAUGCUCCCAGGGGAGAACUGGGAGACUUCUCUGAAUUUCAGCGACGGCACAGCAUGCAGACUCCAGUGCGCAUGGAGUGGUCGGGCAUCUGCACCACUCAGCAGGUGAAACACAACAACGAAUGCCGGGAUGUCGGUAGCGUGCUCUUAGCAGUACUCUUUGAAAACGGUAACAUUGCAGUUUGGCAAUUUCAGCUUCCAUUUCUGGGUAAGGAAUCAAUUACUUCUUGCAAUACCAUAGAGUCCGGAAUAAAUUCCCCAAGUGUGUUGUCCUGGUGGGAAUAUGAACAUAACAACCGAAAGAUGAGUGGACUUAUAGUAGGGAGUGCUUUUGGACCGGUUAAGAUCCUUCCUGUCAACCUAAAAGCAGUCAAAGGCUACUUUACGCUGAGACAACCUGUAGUCUUAUGGCAAGAAAUGGACCAGUUACCAGUGCAUAGCAUCAAAUGCAUUCCUCUUUACCACCCCUACCAGAAAUGUAGUUGUAGCUUAGUGGUGGCUGCAAGAGGAGCUUACGUGUUUUGGUGUCUCCUGUUGAUAUCCAAAGCGGGUCUUAAUGUCCAUAAUUCCCACGUGACAGGGCUUCAUUCUUUGCCGAUUGUAUCUAUGACUGCGGACAAACAGAAUGGCACAGUGUACACGUGCUCCAGUGAUGGAAAGGUAAGGCAGCUGAUUCCUAUAUUCACAGACGUUGCUUUAAAGUUUGAGCACCAGCUGAUUAAGCUCUCGGAAGUGUUUGGCUCUGUCAGGACUCAUGGAAUAGCUGUUAGCCCGUGUGGGGCGUACUUAGCAGUUAUCACGACAGAAGGGAUGACUAACGGUCUGCACCCAGUUAACAAAAACUACCAGGUUCAGUUUGUAACCCUUAAGACUUUUGAGGAGGCAGCUGCGCAGCUCUUGGAAUCUUCUGUUCAGAACCUUUUCCGGCAAGUGGACUUGACAGAUCUUGUACGCUGGAAAAUUUUGAAGGAUAAGCAUAUUCCUCAAUUCUUACAGGAAGCACUGGAUAAAAAGAUUGAGAGCUGUGGUUCUACUUACUUCUGGCGGUUUAAGCUAUUUCUCCUGAGGAUUUUGUACCAGUCAAUGCAGAAAGCUCCCUCAGAGGUCAUGUGGAGACCGUCACAUGAGGAUGCAAAAAUCUUGAUAUCGGAUUCCCCUGGGAUGGGCAGCACUGAAGAUGAUCAAGAGGAAGGAACUUCUAAACAAGCCAGCAAGCAGAGCCUAUGUGACACAGGCAAAGGUAUGGACAUAGAUGACACUGCAGAUGAUUCUCUUCCUCAGUCAAGUGACAUAGGAGGCCGUGAGCCAAUGGAAGAAAAACUUCUUGAAAUACAGGCACAGAUUGAGGCAGUAGAAAUGCACUUGACACGAGAGCACAUGAAACGGGUGUUGGGAGAAGUUUAUCUACACACAUGGAUUACAGAAAACACCAGUAUUCCCACCAGAGGAGUCUGUGACUUCUUAAUGUCCGAUGAUGGCUAUGAUGACAGAACAGCACGAGUGCUGAUUGGGCAUAUCUUAAAGAAAAUGAACAAACAGACUUUUCCAGAGCACUGCAGCUUGUGUAAAGAGAUCCUGCCAUUCACUGAUCGCAAACAGGCAGUCUGCUCCAAUGGACAUAUUUGGCUCAGGUGCUUCCUAACCUACCAGUCCUGUCAGAGUUUGGUAUACAGGAGGUGUUUGCUUCAUGACAGCAUUGCACGGCAUCCAACACCAGAAGAUCCUGAAUGGAUCAAGCGGUUAUUGCAAGGACCUUGCACGUUCUGUGAUUCUCCUGUGUUCUAGAGAGAAGCUAUGUAAAAAUCGAAAAUAUUUUCUCUACUGCAUAAACUCCCUUCAGUCUGGAAGGGUAUAGAGCACAGGAAAACAGACUUUACUGGAGGGGGAAGACAUUGUCCACAACCCUGUAAAUAGAACAUCAGACGUUCUAGAAACUCCUUCAGUCCAGAGCCUGUUCCAUGUUCCAGAAACAGGAGUACAUCUGGAAGAGUGAGUUUAUAAAGCGGUUUGGAAAUGCACCCCGUUGAAGCAUUAGCAGCUGCACACGCUUCCUUUUACUGAAAAGGAACUGAAGUCUUAAGCACAUGGUGUGAACUGUCCUUUCUGCCUGACAGCUGUGUGAUUUCCCAAAGGCUAGGACGGGAACAGCGGAGCUGCCUCUUGAGUGGUCUUGGUGGGUAGAGAAGGCUUCAGCUUGUAGUGCUCUCAUUUGCUUUUUAACAAGCACUGGCACUUGCUGCAGAAUAUUAAACUAUCAAAAUAAUUUGUGGUUCUAAUUUCUUGCAGAGUGAAGCCUAUACUAGUUACAGCCAUAGGAAAGAAAUUGGCCAUUAUAUUAGUUUCACUUUAAGUCUAGAAAAAUAACUGCCUCUUAACUGUUAUAACAGUAUUACAGUCAGAAGGGUAAUAUUGGCUGCCUGGGUCAAAUAUGGAUCAGUAAGAAUAAUUUUUAAAUGUAAUAAUUAUUAAACUAAUAGCAAUUAAACACUAAUAUAUAUAAUUUCCAAUGCUCCUAAGUCUCUUGCCCACUUUCUUUUUCUGAACUGAGUUCUAACUACUUCCUAGCUUUUGCCAAUGUGUAUGCCUUUUGUUUCACUUUACCAAAAGGAGUCAUCUUUUCUAGUGUAACUUAGUCACCAAACCCAUUACCAAUUUACCUUAUUUUCAUUUAAAUCGAGAGUCUCCCUCAUACAGUAACUGAGUUUUACAGAAGUUUGACACACAAGUAAUCACUCCCAGCUGACAGUUUCUCUUUUCUUAAUAAUGCAGUAAAAAAAAACCCAGACAAAACACUUCCAAACCUGAACACCACCGUGGCUGACGUGUUACAGGUAAAGUUUCCACAGGUGGUCAUGGAGUCUGGUAAAGCUGUUCUUGUAUAACCCCAACUUUAUCAUCAAGAGAUUCAUAAAUACGCCAAUGAUGUAGCAUGGCUGAGCCCAGAAAUUUAUUCUGCCUUUUGACUGUCCUAUCGGAAAAAAACAAUCUUUUUCUCUUUGGCAUCUAGUUCCUAUGGGGAGCAGGAGAAUCCUUUUCAACUUCCUAUGCAGUGUUAGAGGAAUAAUACCUCCAAAAUGUGUAUGAUUAUUUGGUACAGUUUGUCUUGUUAACUUAAAUCCACGUUGUCGAAUAAUCCAAAGUUUAUGUAUUUACAUUCUUCAAAGUCCUAAUCUGGACACUUAGAUGUGUUGCCCUGUUUGUGAUUCAUGACACUUCUAAUUGUGUGUGAAGUGCUCUACAGCUAUUUGAGAAAUCGAGGAAUUGUCCUGACGGUAUCAGUCUCCAGCAACGCAUGUGUGGAUUGGUGCUUAAGUUUCCUUGAUUCAGUGACUAUGCAUAUUUUCUUAACGUUCCUUCACCUUUAGUAGGAGCAAAUAUUAUUUCAACUAACAUUAAAACAAGUCAGCUGUCCUUACUAUUCAGUGUUUCAUGCAUUAAGCAUGAUAGUGCUUCAACUGAGAAUAAUGUAGUAGCCUAGAACAGCAGAAGCACAUUCAUCUAUAAAAUAAUCAGCCUUGUUUGUAAAUAUCCUUGGAAGUGAUACCAUAAUUGUAUUAAAGAAAUGUUUAGUUUUUUAUUGCUGUGCAUUGCAAAUUGAAAUUACUUCAGUGUGUCUACUAAGAAAGAAAAUGUAGAUCAUGAUAGCAUCUAGUAAAACAAAGAGUAACCUUGAUACCUAAUGUGUGCGUAGUUUGGGGGCCAGGUACUGUACCUGGGGCAGCAUUUAUCUUCUUCCCAGUGUUGAUGGGCUUUGGGGGGGGGAACAGAACAUCAAUUUCCAAGAGGAACUGAACAGGUUUAUUCAUGGUGGUAGAAAAAAACCUUUUACGUGGAAUCUGCAAGUCCUUGUUCAGGCAGGCCUGACCAGUUCAUGAGUAAGUGAUCAGAUUUGGAAAUUCACCUAACUCUGGAAAAGGUGGGAGAGCUCUCCAGAACCAUGUGUAAGCGCUUUUAAAAUAAGUCAAAGAACAUUUCUUUGAUAUUGGCUUAGAAACCUUAAUAAUAUCCUGUUCUGCUGAAAUGUUUAAGUCUGGCUGACCAAAAGGUUCAGCAUGGUAUCAUUAGAUUAAUUCCCAGUGAUUACUUAUAGCAAUUCUCUUGAAUUUCCUUGGAUUGAGUUUUAAUGCUUUAGACAUGUAGAAGCUUUAGUACACCUAGCAUUAAUGUUGCAGCAUUAAUGUUUAUUUUCCUUGUCUUUCAAGGCAGUAGAUACUCAGUAUACCAUUGCCAGUUUAUUUAACCUGAUUUAUGACUGCUGGGAGAAUGGAAUUUUAAAGCCAAUGAUGUCGGCUUUGUCUGCAUGCCAGUGGAGAUCCUUUAGCACAAAGCUUUCACUUCUCACCCUGACCCAUUCACAACAGGUAAAGAGGUAUUGUGAUUUAAUUUUUUUUUUUUUAACCGUCACUGGUCCCUAAGUGUAUUUUUAACUAGUGUAGGCUCAAACAGUACAGCAUAACCCAGACCAGUAACAUUUAACCUCUGAUGCUGAUCUUACUGGACUUUUCUGCGCAGCUAGCAGCUCAGAGACUUCCUUCAGGAAACCUUUUAUCCGUCUUGGACUCAUGACUUGUAGUUCUGGGAAUGUGGAGGUUAGUCCCGUUCCUGCUGGAGUACUGUAACACCCUGAAGGGCUGCAGCAGCACCUUGAUGCAUUAUCCCUCACGUUGUCUAAUCAAACCCCUUGCUUUCAGGCCACGUGGCGAAGGUGAGCGGGUGAGGAAGGUACGAGCACCCGCUGCCAGAUCCGUGUGUUAUUUUGCCAUUAAGAGAGCUGCCUUCUCAAACUAACACAGAGGGGAGCUAUCCAAUAUUAAGGCUCAGUCUGUUCUGAGACACCGCGUGAAUUAUUCAAAGAAUAAAUCCUGCAAAAUCAGAGUUUCUCUCACUAAGUUUUUGCCCUAAGUUUUGGAAGAUCUCUCAAACAAGUGAGUAGUUGGAGGCUUUCCUGAACUGCUUCACCAUUUGGUGGCUGUUCAUGGUGCCUCAUCUCCAGAGGAAAAAUAAUGCUCCAGCAGAGAGACUAUGUGGUUCUUGAUGCAUUGCUGCUUUUUUUUUUUUUUUUUUUUUAAGACUUGUGGUACUUGCUCCCAUAUCUGAGAAUUAAUAGCCAGAGAUGCUGUGUUCUAUGUCUGAAGCUAAUGCAUCAUUGUCCUUGAUAAGUAGCUUCUGAUAGCAUUUAAGAUUUGCUACUCAUGCUGAUAAGAGUUUAUCCCUCCUCCACUGGGAUGAAGAAAUCCAGGCUAAUUCAGGUUCGAUGGAUAAGCAGAACAGCUCUGGAUUGUGCAGCUUCUUAGUGCCUUGGUGCUAGAUGCCAUUGCUUGAACUAAGGUGAAAGUUUGGGGUCAUGAGAACUCUGUCCUGGGUCUCCAAACUACACCCACCUCCUGCUCUGGAAGCAGUGACAGUGGAACUCAUUGCUGCCUUUUACCUCAGUUCAGCUACAGGUUGGGGUUAUAAGUCAAUCAUCCUUUCCUUUUGUAUGUUCCCCCAUCCCAUUAAUCCUACUGUAUAUUUCUAGAAAGGAAAUACUAUGGUUGCUAAUACAUACAGGCAAUAAAUAUUUCCCUGAUUUGCUUAACCUUACCAGGUUUUCUACUGGCUAAUGUAUCAUCAGUGAUUAUGGGCAACAUAACACUGUUUAUUCUAUCCUCAUUAAGGGUUUCUUGACAUAAAAGAACUGAAUGCAAACAUUUAUAGUCCUAGUUAAAGGCUAACAAAUCACACUUGUGCUGUUAUGCCCUAAACUAACAUUUACAGGAGACUUGUUUGUACAAGUCUAAUUUCUCAAACACAGACCCCUUCCUCUAUGACCUACCCUGGGUGUGAAGCAGUGGCCUUCCAGCCACCAUUGCAGGAGCCUCAGUUGCCACCUACAGGUACAGCACCAGGGAGGGGACGAGGGAGAGCACCGGGGUUAAUCACUGAAGCUGUUGCUCUUUUAACAACAUCUGAACUUUGUGUUCGAGACAGAUGUGCAAGGCCAGUUAGACAUGUUGAUUUUCUUCAAGGGGCAGGACAGUGGCUGCGGGAAGAGGAAGGUACCUCUUCAUUCUCUUUGCCUUUCUGCACGAGGGGAGCUGCGUAUGUCAGUGAGAGACCACGUGUGCCUGCUUCCUGCUGUCGAUCACGAUAAAGUGCUGGCUGGCAUUUUACAACCUAGUUCAUGUUUAUUGAAUUCUUCCUGGCGGUCACUGUCUAAGUGUGUACUUAGUAGCAGUCCAAUACUUCGCAAUAUAAUAAACUUCAAAAUCUGUUACUACAGAGCCCUAGUUCAUAUUUUUGCCCCUGGAAGUAAGGGUGAUAGUAAUCUUAGCCUCAAAAAGUUGGUAGUCAUGGCAAAAGUCAGAUUUAUAGUAAGCAUCUAAACUAAAUGGAAGAUGAUGUUUAUGGGUUCUCAGUAAAUAAAGGUGAGAUGCUCAAAGUGGGUAUCAAUACGACAUCUGUCCUCAUCCCCCUCAUAAUCCCUUUUGAAGCUUUCUGUAUCAGGCCUGUAAACAUGCAAAUUACGCUGGUUAUACUCCAGACUUACACUGAGAUGGGUAGGGUUUAUUCUUUAACCAGAACAAAUGAUACAAAUGGCUGUGUGGAGAUGUCUGCUGAUGUACAGCUCCACUGGUAAAUACCAGGUUGGAAAGCUGCUUUUUUUUUCCCCCCUCUGUGGAUAAACAAGGGCAGUUUGAGUUUGGCUCUAUUCAUCUGGAGUCCUAGUCCUGUCCAAGGCGCAGGAAACUUCACAAGAGGGAGUCGAGCUGCCUCUUGGAAGUCUCAGUCCAGGAUAGUUUUUCACAACUUGUACAGCAAUGCCCACAGAGCUUUAGUUUUCACUUCUAAUGGAGGAGGGCCUCGUAUACAUACUCUCACUUAAAUUUCAGUACUAAUCUUUGGCUGUCCUCAGUUCUAACUCAUCCUUUACACCGGAGAUGUUCCCAGACCCUUGGUGUCAGUUGGAAUGCUCUUAUUCUGUCACUGUUUUUUUAAUGCUAACUCAGUUUUUAAAGCUCUUCACUCAAAAGACCUGGAACUCCUGCUGCUCUGCCAUGAUCUGGGUAGUGACCUCAGGAGCUUACAGCUGCCUAGGGAUGACUGUUCUCAUUUUUGCAAUGCAGCAGGUACACGGGGCACUUACUGGCAUUAACUACGCUACAGUUUGGGGCAGAAAGUGGAGUAAUUCCCUGUGCUGUCCUAGGCUGCAGCUGAAUCAACCCAAAGGUGAAUGUUGGAGCACCUUCAUCCCAGGAGGACUCAUGCACUGCUGAGAGCCCACAGCAGGAGUUGCCAGUCCUGCAGCAUUCUUAUUUAACACGAAAUUGGGAGGCCAGCCCUGAAAAGGGAAAACCCAAGAGCCAUUCAAAUGGAACUGCAGAGGAGAGUUUAAUUUAAUUACUCCACUAAUCUACUUGAUCUCUCCAUGCUACUUCAAUUCUGUUCUGGGGUGUGAGUGUAGCUGGCUGACCACACGGUCACCAGGCUGAAUGAAAAGCAAAGUUGAGUUUUAAUCUUUAGUUUGUUUUUUUUCCUUUGAGAUGUAGUUCCCGGAAGGGUCUGACAAAGUUGCUGUGAAUAUUGAUGCUGUGUAUAUGGCACAUUUUGUAAACGUGAAGCAAACCUGGAUGAAUGUUUUGUAUACUGCAACAGUAGCAUUGUAAUCCUGCUCCUUUUUUAUUCUAAAUAAAUAAAUAAAGUA
Messenger RNA from Tyto alba (common barn owl), 8360 nucleotides. RefSeq names its product general transcription factor IIIC subunit 4 (gene GTF3C4). Bases 20 to 2461 code for a protein of 813 amino acids. Lineage: Eukaryota; Metazoa; Chordata; Aves; Strigiformes; Tytonidae. Gene Ontology annotation, cellular component: transcription factor TFIIIC complex. Gene Ontology annotation, molecular function: protein binding; histone acetyltransferase activity. Gene Ontology annotation, biological process: transcription initiation at RNA polymerase III promoter. The transcript has 5 exons. The record is from RefSeq and is a predicted model, not a curated record.